Branchiostoma belcheri (Belcher's lancelet) is the source of this 2933-nucleotide messenger RNA. RefSeq names its product leucine-rich repeat-containing protein 71-like. Gene Ontology annotation, molecular function: protein binding. The record is from RefSeq and is a predicted model, not a curated record. NCBI's taxonomy places the organism in Eukaryota, Metazoa, Chordata, Leptocardii, Amphioxiformes, Branchiostomatidae. Bases 452 to 2158 code for a protein of 568 amino acids. The transcript is spliced from 18 exons.
GACAAGCACAAUGUACGGCAGGGCCGAUGUGACACCUGCAUGGUGAUCGGAGCCGUAAUUGUCCUGAUUAAGCAGGCAUGUUGUCAUGAAAGCUCACGUUCCGCUCACGGCUCGCUGGGGGGCGAGUAUUGUUCCCCCUCGUUUAGGUCCUGCCUGUGGCCAACUGGUGUCCACAAUGCCUUCUAUACCCUUUGUCGCCGUUUCCAUGGCUCGAAAUCAGAUUAGUCUGUAUUAAUCACGUAGCAGCCACAGAUCAAGCUUCAAACGGCGACUCCCAUAAACGGCAAAGCGGUCGGACAACCCCAGGCGUACGGUGUAGACCAGACAUCAGUCCCGGCAAACUUGGCUGACUGAAACGUAAACGGAAGCAUAUUGUGUCAGUUUGUGGACAAAACAAUAUUUCAGAUAAAAAUCUUACGACCAAGGUCUGUGCUGCCCCUGUGACCUUAAGAUGGAGGGCAGGAGUGGACUGGACGUCUUUCGCAGUGCGGCAAAGAAAGUGAAGAUGGGGAAGAAGCUGGAGAGAGUGAUGAAGGGGGACCGCAGUGCCACCUCGGCCACCUCACAUGACACCUCGGAUGUAGACGGUACUAAAUCUCCUGAGCCGUACAGCUGUACAGGUGAUUUUGAAGCGGAUUAUACAGAACUGUGUAACCGGGCGGGGCUCAUGGAGAUCCCUAAGGUGGUGCCAAGGCCCCAUAGGCCAGGACCACCUCCACCUCCUGACCCUAAGUGUGCCACCCCCAUGUCCCAAAGAGAGAGUUGUAAAAGUGCUCGUAGCACACGUAUGGAGAAAGUGGAGGAGCCGACAUCGCCGGUGCCCUCUGAGCAGGAGGAGCCCCCUCCCACCACCUACACUACCAGCGACAAGUUUGACUACUUCAGACCAAAGGUACAGGUGGAACUGGAGAAACCUGAGGACAAGAAGAGCAUGACAGAGGUCUACAUAAGAGGUUGGAAAGUGGACCAGAAGUACAUCGACAUCUUCAAGCAAUGUUUCCCAGCAGCAGACAAGCUGCAUACAAUCGACUUCUGGAACGUGGGUCUGACAGACAACACUCUGGCUCAGUUUGCAGCAGUUGCUUCACAGUGUCUCAAUCUCAGGACUGUCAAGCUGGACGGGAACCCUGUGCCAGGGGAAGGUUUUCAUCAGCUGAUAGGAGAGGACAGCAUGAUUGUGAGCAUGUCCCUGAGAAGCUGUAAGAUAACAGACAAGGGUGCAGAGCUGAUUGGGAAGGCGCUGUCCACAGCCAAGACACGGAACCAGAGUCUGUGUGCCCUCAACCUCAACAGUAACCUCAUCACAGAUGCAGGGGCCUGCCACAUCGCUAAUGGUUUGAGGAUGAACAGGACACUUUUAGUUCUCUCCAUUGCCAACAAUGCCAUCGGAGAUGACGCUGCAAAGAAGUUUGGAGAGGUGCUGUCCAGAUUUUCCCUGACCCAUGAGGAGGUAGUGGAGAGGAGGAAAGUCCUGUCAGAGAAGGGAGCUCCAGACAUCAGAAGAUCUCCCAUCUCCAGGAGAGCAGAGUCUCGGGACAGACCAGGAAGCCAGAGCAGCCGGUCACAGCUGGACAAGUCCAUGGCCAAGUCUGGACGCGCAUCUUCUAAAGCAAAGAAGGACAAAAAGGAAGAUGACAAGAAGGGAAAGGGAAAAGAUGACAAGUGGAAGAAAGAGCCACAGCGGGGUGCUUCCAAAGUUGUUUCCCUUGCAGAGACUCUUGGGAAGGCGACCAAGGGUAAAGGUCGGCAGUCAGGCGGCAAGAAGGGCCAGGGAGCCGGGUCGAUAACAGAAGCUGAGACUCCAGACAUCCCAGAGAUUAUUAACCCCCUGCUGGAGGAGGCAGAGAGAGUGGAUGGAGAGCUGCUCAUCCCAGGCAACAGGGCACUCAUCAACCUCAACAUCUCCAGAAACAGAAUAGGAGAAGCCGGCCUGAAGGCCCUGUUGAAGGGGAUCCAGUACCAGAUCACUCUCACCACGCUGGGAUCACGGUCAGGCGGCACUGGGCUCAUGAGGCUGUCUGUGCAGAAAAACAACUUCUCGCCAAGCCACGAGCUGUACCUGAAGGUUCAGGAGUUGAUGAUGACACGAGAUCCACUGUACAAACCGCCUUCUAAAACUCCUGAUGACGAGUCCACAUCACAAGCCACUGGGUCAUAGUACGCAGUUCUUGUGCCAUGGACUAUGUGUAUGUAGUUUAAACCAUAAAGCAGUUCACAUGUUUCUAAAAACAAAUCAAGUAUUCAGAAGGGCAGUAUCAUUUUGCAAAAUACAUAAUCUGUUUUGGAUACAGAUUAUAUUCAUUUUAUUGUACAGUUAUAUGUUCCUCAGAGAAAGUGUAUAUUUGUUCGUUCUCUAUAGAUUUUUAAAACUGAAGAGUUAGUAUUUCAUAAAAUGUUACAAUUGAGUAUGGAAAAGUAUAUACUGUAUUGUUCUCAGACAGUGUAUCUUGCCAAUUCUUUUUUAAUACGAGUGCAAUAAUGUGAACACUGGAAAACAGUGCAAUGGUUAUAAACAGUGAAGUAUGUUAGCAGUGUUUGGUGUUAGUCUUUGUAUACACUGUACAUAUAUAAGGUGUGGCAGUGAUUUUAGUACUCCAACACCUCUGCCAUGUUUUAUGUAAGAUAGAAAGGUGUUGUGCUUUUGUAUGAACUUUUAUUUCAUGAAUAUAGUUUGAUUGCACAUAAGCUUUCAUCUAGUUGCACAGCUUGUUUCAAAAGUUUACAAAUUUUUGUAAAAAGAUAUUUGGUGGAUGAAAAACACAGCCAAGCAUUACUGGGUCCCGCAUGUCUCAAAGCUGGUAGAUAGUCUGUUUCUGACGUAUGUAUGUACAUACUGGUACAUGUACAUUCUGGUAGUAUGUAUAAAUCGACUGAAAUUUGAAAAGUGUAAAGUUAUCUGAGAUUAUUUUGGUGUACAUAAAAUGUUUGUCACA